GACCCAUUGCAUCAUAUUUGUGAACUUUGUUCGGCGCGAGAAGUUCAACAUUCAGCAGUUUUCCAUGCGGAGUUGGCGAGCGGCGGGCCGGCUGUUCCACCGCGCCAUGAGCUCGUCUGCCUUCCCGCACUCGGAGGCGCUGGUGCCGUACACACCCCCGCCAUGGGCCGCGCGGCUUCGCGGGGUGCCCAAGUACAGGCUACAGCUUGGCCAGCUGAACACCCCGAUCCAGAGAUGGCGUCUGAACGACCUUCCGGACGGGGUCGAGGUCUUCAUCAAACGGGACGACAUGACGGGCAGUACGCUGUCCGGCAACAAGGUGCGUAAGCUUGAGUUCCUGAUGGCAGAUGCCAUUGACCGCGGCUGUGGGGCCGUCAUCACGUGUGGAGGGGUCCAGUCCAACCACUGCAGGGCCACAGCAGUUGCCGCCCGGCAGCUGGGGCUGGAUAUACACCUCAUGCUGAGGUCAGAUGUGCAGAAGCCGUCGGAGGUUGGCUGCGAGGGAAACCUUCUGCAGGACAGACUGAUGGGCGCGAAUGUUUACCUGGUCCAGAGGACUGAGUGGUACGAAGAGAAACUCCUGCCGCGCAUGAAGCGCCUCGCAAACAGGAUAAAGGAGACAAGUGGGAAGGAGUCAUACCUGAUCCCCGUGGGAGGGUCAAACCUGGCCGGUCUGUUCGGCUACAUCACCGCAUUCCAGGAGCUGAUGGAACAGGGAGUUCUAGAGAGAUUUGACGACCUUGUCGUGACGGUGGGGAGUGGAGGCACGACGUGCGGCCUCUGUGUGGCAAACUACCUCACUGGCUCCAAAAUUCGGAUCCACGCUGUGGCGAUAUGUGACGACGCAGCGUACUUCCAUCGCCACAUAAACGACACACUGCAGGAAAUCGGUCUGACAGACGUACGGUCAGAAGAUAUCGUGGACAUCAUCGAAGGCUACAAGGGGCGUGGUUAUGCCCUGUCUACCAAGAAGGAGCUGGAGUUUGUUGCCAACAUUGCACACACCUCUGGAAUCAUCCUGGACCCAGUGUACACUGGGAAGGCCGCCGUUGGUCUGCUGCAGGAGCUGCAGACCAAUCAGAGCAGGUUCCAGGGAAACCGGAUACUCUUCCUCCAUACAGGCGGAAUCUUCGGGCUGUACGACGGGCGGAUGAGCGCGGUUCUGAAGGACGGGAUGCGCCACGUCACCGACCGCGUACACGACUGGUGGAACCCUGACGACGACCCGCCCUUCCCAUGAUGCAAUAGCCCCUCCCUGAUUGGUCAGAAUCCCCAGCUCACCUGUUACCAUGGUGAUUGUAGCUGGAAGUCAUUUUGGGAGAUUUCUCCCAAAUUUGUUCGUUCGUUCGUUCGUUUUUCUUGUUUUUAAUUGUGAAUCGAUUGAUUUUAUGGACUAAGUAGAGCAAACAUUUCUCUUACAGAACGGGGACUUCAAAUAUUGUAAAACAGUAUACAACAACAUGUGGCUCACUUUCGCCUUUUUGGAUCAGGUCACAUGGAAACCUUACUGUAUGAAUGGAAAACCAUGAUAAGCAUCACAGUCAUACGUGUACAUGAUUUAUCUCACUUUUAGCCAGUUUAGCCACAAAGUUGUACGGGAUAGUGUCAGAAGUCGGUAAGAGGGGUUUCGUUCGACAAUUUUAUUUAUCUGC
Branchiostoma floridae (Florida lancelet) is the source of this 1652-nucleotide messenger RNA. Its product is annotated as putative D-cysteine desulfhydrase 1, mitochondrial. The transcript is spliced from 9 exons. Bases 65 to 1240 code for a protein of 391 amino acids. The record is from RefSeq and is a predicted model, not a curated record. Gene Ontology annotation, molecular function: D-cysteine desulfhydrase activity. Lineage: Eukaryota; Metazoa; Chordata; Leptocardii; Amphioxiformes; Branchiostomatidae.